AUGAGCAAUGACAGCAUUCUCAUCGAACAAAUCGUCACGCCAGAGGACAUCAUAGAAGCCUUCAACCCCAUCUGCAACACCUUUGGGCGCCAAACCCAGGAUGGCUUCUUCAUGGCCAUGAACCCCGGCUGGGAAACCCCAGAAGGCCAUGCCCGAGGCGCAUCUCUCAUGGUCGAUCGCUGGCGAGCAACAACCAAGGACCAACAAGGUCGUCCAAACGCCAUAUUUCUCAAGGCCACAGUCCCCAGCGAAUCCGAAUCGAACAAGAUCGUCGGCACAGCAAUCUGGCUGCAAGCCUCCAACGUCCCAGGCCACGGCGACCCGCCCGUCCAAGACCUCAGCAAAGCAAUGAACCUGGACAAUCUGUAUCCCGGCAAUGCAGCCGAGCAACGAUAUCUAUGCCAGGUGGAUUACUCACUGCACCGCCAGCGCAUAGAACUUGUGAAGAAAAAGGUCGACUCCUCGCCUCCUUCCGUCAUGGUGCUUGACCUCUGUGUUGUCGACCCUGCUUACCAGGGAAGAGGUAUUGCCAGGCGUCUGGUUCAAUGGGGGUUGGAUGAGGCAAAGGCCCGAGGGGGCUUGGAAUGCAUCACCGAGGCUUCGAUUAUGGGGCGAUGGGUGUAUCAAAAGAUGGGAUUUCGACAGGAGGGACCGGAUAUUGAGUUUGUGGUGGAUGAGGAGUUUGCGGACCGGAGUCGGCCGCCAAAUAUUUUUAUGCGGACUGGAAUUGAUUGA
Molecule: messenger RNA, 735 nt
Organism: Pochonia chlamydosporia 170
Lineage: Eukaryota; Fungi; Ascomycota; Sordariomycetes; Hypocreales; Clavicipitaceae
Product: acetyltransferase
Exons: 1
Coding region: 1-735 (244 amino acids)
Molecular function (GO): acyltransferase activity, transferring groups other than amino-acyl groups
Source: RefSeq, a predicted model, not a curated record